GACCCACAUGCCACCACAAAACCCGCCGCCGCCACCACAAGGCCCACCGCCACCUGCAACAACCACGCCACGUCUGUCGCAGUCGAUACACAGUGCCGCGCCGGUCGAGGAUCCCCGCCACAAGACUACCAACGUCACAUAUGUCAAUGCCUACAAUGCCGGGAUCCUGCACGCGGAACUUCCUCACACCCAGAUCGUUGCCAAUGUCAAGUCGGCGUCCAAGUCGCACGCUGCCCCCCCCGCUUCUUGGCCGAGGACGGCGCAGAACUUCGCCAAUGCCAGGUUCAAUGACGGGCUUGUCUACCAGCAUGAUAACGGCAGGGCGGCUCCCUGGCACUAUGCCGACGUAGACCAUGAUUUGUUUCUCUGCUUCGAGACUUUCAUGACCAUAGACAAAUGCCCCCAUGGUCGCCGUUGCCGAUAUCGACACAGCAAGCUCGAGGCUGAAGAGGUUAGGGCCAUUGCCCAGACAAAGCAAGGGGAGAUCUGGCUGGACAAGUACUGCCGUUGCUGGCCAGCGGGUGGUGUGCCAGAGUAUACGGGCUAUCCGAUUGCCCCCACUUCCACAGCGCCAGCCUAUCCGAUUGCCUCUGCCCCCUCUUUCAGCCAGGUAGCCUCCACCCCUGUACCUCCGAAGAAGAAUGCGAAUGUUCCCGCGGGCCGUGACCGCGGGAACGACCAUGGUAAAGUUGGUGGAAAUGGACGUGGACGUGGGCGAGACCGGAUGCCUCCUCCCAAGCCUCUCUGGCCAGGGCACGAACAGACAAUCCAAGAUCUUGAUGCUGCCGCAUCCAAGAAAAAUGCCGAGGCGGCUGCCAAGUUCAAUGCCGAGCACCGAGAUGAGCCAGUCAGGAUCAGGGAGAAAGACGGCAAGGGCGGGGUAAAGGAAGUGGUCCUGCGCCCAACGAAGGUGACGGCGAAGACAAAGGAGGAUGCUGAGAAGGAGAAGGAGAAGAAGAGGAAGGAGGCGGAGAGGAUGGUGAAGUUUGCGGCGAGUCUCAACGCCGACGAUAUUGAGUUUUGAUCUGGUGUGCUUGUAUCGAUGUCUUUUUCUUAUCGCUCGGCGUCUACGCCGAGCGAGUUUCACGCUCGAUGGUGGCAUGGAGCGAUUUUUACGCUCGAUGGUGGCAUGGAGCGAUUUUUACGCUCGAUGGUGGCAUGGAGCGUCUGGCGUGUUAGAUAAACAAUGACUCAACCUUCAUCCCAUUACGUCCUUCCGUAACUACUGCUUUGAGGUGCAAGCCGUGAUCUGCCGUCCUAUAGACGUCGACGUAUACACUAACGCUGGACACUACGCCUGCUUCGGGUAUGAGCAUCGUGAAGGUGCCAACUAGGUUGUUCGACAUGAUCGUAUAAGGCUUCAGAACCUUCAAAGCUCGAGAAGAUGUCGU
Dothidotthia symphoricarpi CBS 119687 is the source of this 1391-nucleotide messenger RNA. RefSeq lists its product as uncharacterized. NCBI's taxonomy places the organism in Eukaryota, Fungi, Ascomycota, Dothideomycetes, Pleosporales, Dothidotthiaceae. The record is from RefSeq and is a predicted model, not a curated record. The transcript has a single exon. Gene Ontology annotation, molecular function: metal ion binding. The coding region runs from base 8 to 1024 and encodes 338 amino acids.